Messenger RNA from Anoplopoma fimbria (sablefish), 951 nucleotides. Its product is annotated as odorant receptor 131-2-like. The transcript has a single exon. Gene Ontology annotation, biological process: G protein-coupled receptor signaling pathway. Gene Ontology annotation, cellular component: membrane. Lineage: Eukaryota; Metazoa; Chordata; Actinopteri; Perciformes; Anoplopomatidae. Gene Ontology annotation, molecular function: G protein-coupled receptor activity. The record is from RefSeq and is a predicted model, not a curated record. The coding region runs from base 1 to 951 and encodes 316 amino acids.
AUGUUAUAUGUAAAUCAGUCUCAGACCAACAUCACUACUGGACCGCAGUAUCAGGGGUUGCUGGAACUUCUGGUGUUUUCCAUGAUGUCUAUAGUGCCAUGCUGUGUGUUUCUCUUCAUUAACAUCACCAUGUUGUUCACCUUGAGGAGUAAAGCAGUGUUUCGUGAGACCUCCCGUUUCAUUCUUCUGUCUAACCUCCUUUUUGCAGACACUGUUCAGAUGGCACUGAGCCAGACACUGUACCUAAUGGCAAUUUUAAGAGUAAGGUUGAUCUAUCCUGUAUGUGGUGUUCUUGCCAUGCUUGCUGAUCUAACAAAUGAAAUCUCCCCUCUCACGCUGGUGGUGAUGUCUCUGGAGAGGUAUGUGGCUGUGUGCUUCCCACUGAGGCACACUACCAUCAUCACCAUGAGAAACACAGCGGUGGCUAUCUUUGUGGUUUGGGCUUUCGGUUCACUUAAUAUCCUCACACGAGUUAUUCUACUGUUGGAUUUUCCAUUUGAAGACCUGGAGAGCCUGCAGAUGAAAGAAUUUUGUGCCAAAGUUAAUAUACUUCUCGGCCAAAUGUCUGUUCUUUAUGAUAAAGGCUACACUUAUUUUCUGUUUGUUUCAGCUGGUGUUGCAAUCAUUUGUUCAUAUAUUGGUGUGAUGAUAGCAGCCAGGUCGGCCUCCACAGACAAAGCUUCAGCCCGAAAGGCUCGUAACACGCUGCUGCUGCAUCUGUUGCAGCUGGUUCUUAGUCUCUCCUCAACCAUACAAAACCCGUUACUCACAGCGUUCUCAAAGGUCCUAGACAGAGAAACAUUACUGCGCAUCCAACUCUACCUUUAUGUGUUUAUUAUCAUCUUCCCAAGAUGUCUGAGUUCUCUCAUCUAUGGAAUCAGAGACCGGACCAUCAGACUUGUGUUCGUAAAACAUCUUUGCUGUCAGUGGAGACGCUCACGUUUUCAAUGA